Doryrhamphus excisus (bluestripe pipefish) is the source of this 1692-nucleotide messenger RNA. RefSeq names its product cytochrome P450 3A40-like. The record is from RefSeq and is a predicted model, not a curated record. Gene Ontology annotation, molecular function: oxidoreductase activity, acting on paired donors, with incorporation or reduction of molecular oxygen, reduced flavin or flavoprotein as one donor, and incorporation of one atom of oxygen; heme binding; steroid hydroxylase activity. NCBI's taxonomy places the organism in Eukaryota, Metazoa, Chordata, Actinopteri, Syngnathiformes, Syngnathidae.
CCCCCCCCCCCUUUUUUUUUUGUAAUAUAAGAAAGACAGCACACCAGAUGUUCUUGCCCAGACUUGAACGCUUCUUUGACGAGAAGAUGGCCUUUUUCCUGUUUUCUUCCGUGGAGACAUGGACUUUAAUAGCCAUCAUCAUUGCUCUACUGGUUCUAUAUGGAAAUGCACCUUAUGGCUUUUUCAAGAAAAUAGGCAUCAAGGGUCCCAAACCGUGGCCGUAUAUUGGAACAUUCUUGGAAUACCGGAAGGGUAUCCAUAAUUUUGACAUGCAAUGUUUCCAAAAGUAUGGAAAAGUGUGGGGGUUGUACGACGGCAGACAGCCUGUCAUGGCAACCGUGGACACGGCCAUGAUCAAAACUGUCUUGGUUAAGGAGUGUUAUGCUGUCUUCACUAACAGACGGGAUAUUGGCCUAAAUGGACCUUUAAGCGACGCUGUCUCCAUCGUGGAAGAUGACCACUGGAAGAGGAUCCGAAGCGUCCUCUCGCCAUCGUUCACAAGCGGGCGACUGAAAGAGAUGUAUGGAAUAAUGUUGCAACAUUCGAGUCACUUGAUCAAGAGUCUUCACAAGAAAGUAGACGCCGACGAGGUCAUUGAAGUCAAAGAACUUUUCGGACCUUACAGUAUGGAUGUUGUGACCAGCACUGCCUUCAGCGUUGACAUCGACUCCAUUAACCAUCCGUCUGAUCCAUUCGUGUCCAACAUUAAGAGAAUGGUCAAGUUCAACUUAUUGAAUCCCUUGAUUUUGCUUACGGUUCUUUUUCCAUUUCUGCGUCCAAUGAUUGAGAAGAUGGAAGUGUCACUCUUCCCAGCUGAUGUGCUGGCUUUCUUCUAUAACUUCCUAAAGACCAUCAAAUCAGACCGGAACAAAAAUGAUCACAAGAACCGAGUGGAUUUCAUGCAGUUAAUGGUGGACUCUCAGAUGUCAGAAUCCAGCACAGGAGAUGCAAGCAACCAGAAAGGUUUGACCGAUCAUGAAAUCCUGUCUCAGGCCAUGAUUUUCAUCUUCGCUGGCUACGAAACGAGCAGCAGCACGAUGUGCUUUUUAGCCUACAAUCUGGCAACGCACCCUCACAUCCAAAAAGCUCUACAAAAGGAAAUCGAUGAAACAUUUCCAGACAAGGCUCGACCGAACUACGAAGACCUGAUGCAGAUGGAGUACCUGGAUAUGGUCAUGAACGAGUCUGCAAGGCUGUACCCGAUCGCUAAUCGACUGGAAAGGGUAGCAAAAACCUCAGUGGAAGUCAACGGUGUGACCAUUCCUAAGCAAACUGUGGUCAUGGUGCCGAUUUACGUUCUUCACCGCGACCCUUCCUUAUGGUCUGAACCUGACUCUUUCAAACCUGAAAGGUUCAGCAAAGAAAACAAAGACAACCUCGAUCCUUACGCUUUCUUACCAUUUGGAGCCGGGCCAAGGAACUGUAUCGGGAUGCGAUUCGCUCUCCUCAUGAUGAAGUUGUGUUUAGUGGAGAUCCUGCAGCGCUUUAGCUUUGUCAUCUGCAAGGAAACAGACAUUCCGAUGGAGUUGUCCAAUGAGGGAUUCACAUCACCUAAGAAGCCCAUCAAACUCAAACUAGUGGCAAGAGAACCUGCUGCGGAUUGUGCUUCAAGAGAAAUGUGAUUAUUAUUAUUAUUAUAGAUAUUUUUCCAACAAAUAAACUCAUUGGAUUAACAUUAAACAGUAAAACUUG